UCAAAACUUAUCGGAACUACUAGUUUCUCGACCAGUGGUUGAAAUGCGCCGUGCCAGGUGUGACGUCAUUCUCUGUUCCCGACCGAGGUAAUUUGAACGCAGCACAAGCUGCUUCCUAGUCCUGCGUGUCUCUGGAUGUUUACGGCGGCUCUCCGGAGAUUUCAGGCGAAAUGGAGAUCUUACAGACACCGCUUCGUGCCUUGGGUUGUCUUGAAUCUGUCUAAGAACGAGAAGACCCUGCGCCAGGUUACCGAUCGCUCGGAAGACAAAGUCAUCCCAGAUGAGCAGGUUUCACAGAGCCUAUUGAGGCUCUUCAGAGCCUUCCUCAGGAGCAGCGGAGGGCUAAUCCCAGGAGUCCAAACGAGCUUCUUGCCCCGGAUUCCACUUCAUCAAGAUCAGAAUGAAAAUGUUCUGUUCCAAGCUCUGGGAUUCUGUAUUGAGAGGAGGCCUAGUUCUUUACCCUUUGCCGGAACUGGGGUGUUUGUCAGCAGGGGAUUUGUACCCAAAGGAGCUACAGUUGCCAUGUAUCCUGGUACAGUUUAUCAGCCUUAUGAGCCCAUCCUCCUUCAGUCCAUCAGAAACCCCUUUGUAUUCAGGUGUAUUGAUGGGGUGCUGGUUGAUGGGAAUGACAAAGGCAUCUCCAGAAUGGUGUUCAGGUCAUGCAGCGGCAGGGACAGAAUUGGUCCCUAUAUGACAAGUGACACCAGCUGGCUGACAGACAGUCCACAAAAUCCACUGGCUGUGGGCCAGUACGUCAACAACUGCACCAAUGAAAGGCCUGCUAACGUCUGCUACCAGGAGUACGACGUCCCAGACAGCUUUCCCAUCGAGCUUCGCCAGUAUCUCCCAAAUGUCAACUACAGCCACUGUACUCAGAGACGUCUGCGAUGUGUUGUCCUUGUGUCACUCAGAGACAUACAAGCAGGAGAGGAGCUCUUCUCCAACUACUACACCAUUGUGCGCUGAAAUGUUUCAACUUUCUUACUGAAAAACAAAUAAAGAGCAAAAAAGCAAAACAAA
Molecule: messenger RNA, 1020 nt
Organism: Girardinichthys multiradiatus
Lineage: Eukaryota; Metazoa; Chordata; Actinopteri; Cyprinodontiformes; Goodeidae
Gene: setd9
Product: SET domain containing 9
Exons: 1
Coding region: 136-966 (276 amino acids)
Molecular function (GO): protein binding
Source: RefSeq, a predicted model, not a curated record